Lagenorhynchus albirostris (white-beaked dolphin) is the source of this 1324-nucleotide messenger RNA. RefSeq names its product GS homeobox 2 (gene GSX2). Gene Ontology annotation, cellular component: nucleus. The record is from RefSeq and is a predicted model, not a curated record. Gene Ontology annotation, molecular function: sequence-specific double-stranded DNA binding; DNA-binding transcription factor activity, RNA polymerase II-specific. NCBI's taxonomy places the organism in Eukaryota, Metazoa, Chordata, Mammalia, Artiodactyla, Delphinidae. Bases 1 to 915 code for a protein of 304 amino acids. The transcript is spliced from 2 exons. Gene Ontology annotation, biological process: regulation of DNA-templated transcription.
AUGUCGCGCUCCUUCUAUGUCGACUCGCUCAUCAUCAAGGACUCCUCACGGCCCGCGCCCUCGCUUCCUGAGCCGCACCCCGGGCCAGAUUUCUUCAUCCCGCUGGGCAUGCCAUCCCCGUUGGUGAUGUCCGUGUCCGGGACGGGCUGCCCGUCCCGCAAGAGCGGUGCGUUCUGCGUUUGCCCGCUCUGCGUCACUUCGCACCUGCACUCCCCUCGGGGGCCCGCGAGCUCCAACUGCGGGAGCGCAGGGACCGGGAGUGCCGGGGCCGGGGGUGGCGGGGCGGCGGCAGCCGCCGGGGCGUUGCCCCUGCUCAAGAGUCAGUUCUCUUCGGGUCCUGGGGACGCACAAUUUUGCCCGCGUGUGAGCCACGCGCACCAUCACCACCACCCUCCGCAGCACCACCAUCACCACCACCAGCCCCAGCAGCCCGGCGCUGCAGCGGCGGCGGCUGCGGCGGCUGCGGCGGCGGCGGCCGCGGCGGCCUUGGGGCACCCGCAGCACCACGCACCUGUCUGCACCGCCACCACCUACAACGUGGCGGACCCGCGGAGAUUCCACUGCCUCACCAUGGGGGGUUCGGAGGCCAGCCAGGUACCCAAUGGCAAGAGGAUGAGGACGGCGUUCACUAGCACGCAGCUCCUGGAGCUGGAGCGGGAAUUCUCUUCCAAUAUGUACUUGUCUCGACUCCGGAGGAUCGAGAUCGCCACGUACCUGAACCUGUCAGAGAAGCAGGUGAAAAUCUGGUUUCAGAACCGCAGGGUGAAGCAUAAGAAGGAAGGGAAGGGCACACAGAGGAACAGCCACACGGGCUGCAAGUGCGUCGGCAGCCAGGCGCACUACGCGCGCUCAGAGGAUGAGGACUCCUUGUCGCCGGUCUCGGCCAACGAUGACAAGGAGAUUUCCCCAUUAUGAGGGAGGGCUGCCCCACCUCUCCCUACACGCUCCCGUAAUCCCCCCCCCACACACACACACACAACGCGACGCGGCAGGCACCCAGGGGCCAAAAUCCUUGGCCUUUCGGUUGUUCUGCCUGGAGAAGGUGGAGACAGGUAUUCUCGGGGGCUUACAUGACGGGCCUGUCACUUCCGUCUCCUACUUGAUCUAUUUGUUUGGGACUCCACUCGCAGUUACAGAUCAUUUUUUUAAAAUGUAAAUAAUCUAGAUUCAACUAAGUCUCGUCAUAUAACAAAGAAAAAAGGGUUGGUUUAAGUUUAAAACUGUAUGUGGGUUUUUGGAAGCGCAUGUCAUUUCCCUUUCCCUGUCUUUCAGAACCUGAUAAGAACACGGGGUUUCUUGAUUCUUUUUGUUUUGUUUUGUUUUU